This is a messenger RNA of Tupaia belangeri chinensis (Chinese tree shrew), 1344 nucleotides long. It is a transcript of the gene AP1S1, whose product is annotated as adaptor related protein complex 1 subunit sigma 1. The record is from RefSeq and is a predicted model, not a curated record. Gene Ontology annotation, cellular component: AP-1 adaptor complex; membrane coat. Gene Ontology annotation, biological process: vesicle-mediated transport; intracellular protein transport. Lineage: Eukaryota; Metazoa; Chordata; Mammalia; Scandentia; Tupaiidae. The transcript has 5 exons. The coding region runs from base 111 to 587 and encodes 158 amino acids. Gene Ontology annotation, molecular function: clathrin-cargo adaptor activity.
GGGGCGGGGCUUCAGCCGAGUGGGAGGGAAGGAAGAGAAAGGAUAAGAAAGGGAGUGGAGCUGGCGCCUACGGUGGCCGAAGAGGGACGCGCCGAGCCGGAGGCUGCAGGAUGAUGCGAUUCAUGCUGCUAUUCAGCCGGCAGGGAAAGCUGCGGCUGCAAAAAUGGUACCUGGCCACAUCAGACAAGGAACGGAAGAAGAUGGUUCGGGAGCUCAUGCAGGUGGUUCUGGCUCGCAAGCCCAAGAUGUGCAGCUUCCUGGAGUGGAGAGACCUCAAAGUAGUCUACAAAAGAUACGCCAGCCUCUACUUCUGCUGCGCCAUCGAGGGCCAAGACAAUGAGCUCAUCACGCUGGAGCUGAUCCACCGAUAUGUGGAACUCCUGGACAAAUACUUUGGCAGCGUGUGCGAGCUGGACAUCAUCUUCAACUUUGAAAAAGCUUACUUCAUCCUGGAUGAAUUUUUGAUGGGGGGCGAUGUCCAGGACACCUCCAAGAAGAGUGUGCUGAAGGCUAUUGAGCAGGCAGACCUGCUGCAGGAGGAGGAUGAGUCGCCGCGCAGUGUGCUGGAGGAGAUGGGUCUGGCAUAGCCCCUGCCCACCCUGCGGGCCACGUGGAGAUGGGGGAGCUGGUGGAGAGGCAGGGCAUGAUGGCUGCUUCUCCUGUGCCUCUCCCAGGGCCCUUUCUGGGGCGACCCUGCUGCCCCUCUUCUGCUGCCUCACCCCCUUUUGGAGUGAGCUAUGGGCUCAGACCCAUUAAACAUUCCUUCCCUCCACCCUCUACCUCCUGUUUCCCCAUUUCCCAUGGAAGGUUUUAAGAGCUAGGGGGCAGGAAAAUGUGACCAAGACAAGGAGGGGGUGCUAUCUGGCUUUCAUUCCCUGCCUUUGGAGAACCAGUGGUAUCCCAGAUUUCUCCCCUCCCUUACAACUGUAAAUAUAUAAAUAUGUCAGGUUAAAGGGAAAAGAUUUUUCAGGGCUCUUCUCGUCCCUUUGCCCCAUAACCUACCUCCACCCCUCUCCCUAGCCAGCCAGGGCAGCUUCUCUGCCUGGAAAGGGGGAGUGCUUCCAUGUGGUGAGAGGGAAGGCCUUUCUCUCCCGGCCCCCCCUUCCUCCUUGGCUGCAGCAGGGCCUCCGCCCAGUGCCAGGGGAGGAACAACUGAGUUAAUUUUUUUCUAACCUUGCCACUGAAGGGAAGGGAGGGUUGGGGGAAGGGUGGGCUUUAUUGAACCCUGGCCCUGGCCCUCCUACACUCUAUGUUCUGGGUGAGGCAGGAACUCAGGGGGCAGGGAGGGGUUAGUGUCUUCCUUUACUUCCUUUCUUCUGAAAUAAAAGGAAAAGCAUUUCUGGA